AUGGAGCGGAAGAGCAAGGAGGCGCGCAACAAGAACAAGUGGCGCACGACGACAGGUAAGCCGGCAUCCACGGCAUCCACGGCAGGAAACGGAACACCGUCGAAUCCUGCCUCGGGCAAUGAGAAUCUUACAACUCGCGGCAAAAGUCUCCUGCCGGUUCGUGAUGACGGUCGCUCGACGACGAGGUCCUUGCGGCUGCCGCAACAACCGGAAUCCAGGAUAGCCCAACGCGCAACUAGGCCCCCCGAGAAGGCACAACAGCACCGACAAGACCAGCCUCCCACGCCGGAGUCUACUGGCAUAACUCGCCGUCAAAGCCUGAUCAGACCGAGCCCGCUGAAGCCGUCAGCGCCCCUGAAACCGACCGUCACUUCCACGACCCCAAAGAGGGCCGCCUUCGCACCCAGCCCGUCGUCUCCGGUCAAACAAGAGACAGCGUCUAGACAAAAUGGACGACCGCUAUCGCCGAAGAAAACAGACAUGCCUCCUCCGCCUGCGCGACUUGCCCGGUCCGCCUCGCUUAGACAGCCUACCGCUUCGAGCUCGAGUACGCCGACCGUGACUAGGGGGCACGCCCGUCAUCGCAGCCAGGGUGUGACGCUGGCUCCGGGGCCAGUUUUGAGAAAGAUCGAGUCUCCUUCGCCAUCGACUACCAUGGGCACACGUUCAAGGACUCAGUUCACAACCUAUCAGCAAAACUUCUCGCCCAAGAAGACAUCCAAGCCUGCCACGACAACACCAUCUGUAGAGGCCCCUGCAGUGAACGCGGAUCCUGGCUUAGCUCCUUCAGCCUGGCCGGAGAUAGCCGCAUUACAGACCGAACUCUUACAGCUGAUCCUCGUCCACUCAGCUUCGCUGCGACAGUACAUCGAAUGGGAGGCUGGUGCUGAAACACAACUACGAAGCGAAUACGACUCAGUGGCAGGUGACUAUCGGGCAGCUUCCAACGACGAGAAAGAACACCAGCGUCGACUGAAUGGCCAGGCGUUGCAUUGCUGGCUCCAAAACUCACGUGGGCACAAUGGACACCAAGGCUUUGCGGAGCAGAUCCAGGUGCUUUCACAGAUUACCGACGAUGUCUACAACCUAUCUGAUAACCUGGGAGGGCGGUAUACAAUAGUCGUCCAGCAAUUCGAAAGUUGGUUUCAAAGAGUCGAAGAUAUCCGCAAUCACCGGCUCCAUCAUGGCCAGGGAUCGGAUCAGAUGGUUUUUAUUGAUCCUUUGGACCACACCUGGAGGGAUGAAAUGUCCACCCUGACCAUGAAGCUCGAGCUGUGUUUGAGACAGCUGCAAAGCCUGGACAUCCUUGGCUAUGGGGAGGCGGGCCCGGUCGACGGGUCGGCGCUCUUCCGCACGGCCAAGAGCCUGGAGGAGAUGGUCCACCUGAUGGUUGAGGAAGUGAACACGAUCCGUAAGAUUGAAAGCGACGUCGUAAAGGCUGAGAGGGUGUGGGUUAGUCAGCUGGCCCGGCAGUUGACGACAGUCUUGCCACAUGACCAGAAGCUCCCGCGCGUUGGGGUGUGGAGACAGCCAUCAUUCCAGUCCUGA
Messenger RNA from Aspergillus heteromorphus CBS 117.55, 1548 nucleotides. RefSeq lists its product as uncharacterized. The record is from RefSeq and is a predicted model, not a curated record. Bases 1 to 1548 code for a protein of 515 amino acids. Lineage: Eukaryota; Fungi; Ascomycota; Eurotiomycetes; Eurotiales; Aspergillaceae. The transcript has 2 exons.